Habropoda laboriosa is the source of this 1677-nucleotide messenger RNA. Its product is annotated as cytochrome P450 6B1-like. Gene Ontology annotation, molecular function: heme binding; monooxygenase activity; oxidoreductase activity, acting on paired donors, with incorporation or reduction of molecular oxygen. The transcript has 5 exons. NCBI's taxonomy places the organism in Eukaryota, Metazoa, Arthropoda, Insecta, Hymenoptera, Apidae. Bases 169 to 1677 code for a protein of 502 amino acids. The record is from RefSeq and is a predicted model, not a curated record.
UUUGAAGGUUGGUUAUUCGCUCCGCGUAGAAGAGUGCAGAGUGUGAAUCCGAUGUAAACGGUACACAAGUUACGUCGUUUUCUCGAGUCUGCUCGAGGCUCUUCACAGUUUUGUGCGAAAUUUUCUCGGAAGUUCAACGUUGUUCGGUUUCGCGAAGAACGAGACACGAUGUCGUGGUCGAUUUUCGAAAUUGUCGGAUACUUCGCCGCGAUUUUGGUGCUGCUUUAUUACUACGCGGCCUCGAAGCUCGAAUUCUGGGAGAAACGAGGCGUGAAAGGACCAAAGCCUAUCCUGUUUUUCGGCAAUUUCAAAGACGUGCUUCUGGGAAGAUGUUCGACCACUCAGGUCUUCGAGAAGGCGUACUAUGAAUUUAAAAGUGAACAGAUGAUCGGAGUGUUCGGGGGACACGAGCCGUUUUUAAUUCUGAAAGAUCCGGAUUUGAUAAAGGACGUCCUUAUCAAAGAUUUCUCGAAAUUUGUUAACAGAAAUUUGCAGCCUGUUCGAGAGGUCGAUCCAUUAUCGGAGCAUCUCUUCAGGUUAGACGCGGAGAAAUGGAAGCCCUUAAGAUCCAGACUUUCCCCUGUCUUCACCUCGGGGAAGUUGAAGGAAAUGUUUCACUUGUUGCUAGAGUGCUCGGACCACUUUGAGAAGUAUGUGGACCGGUUGGUUGCGAAGGGUGAGCCGAUCGAGUGCCGUGAAAUUUCAGCGAAAUUCACCACAGACGUGAUUGGAUCUUGCGCGUUCGGUAUCGAAAUAAACGCGCUAUCAGACGAGGACAGCGAGUUCCGCGCGAUGGGCAGAAGGGUGUUCCAACCGAACUGGAAAUCGAUCAUCAGGGACAGACUGAUAGAGUAUCCGAUAUUGUUCAGAAUUUUUGGCCGUUUCGUAAUUGACCAUGAGCUCAUCCAUUUCUUCCAGAGGAUCACCAAAGAGCAAAUCGAUUAUAGGAUUGAGAACAACUUUUGUAGAUACGAUUUCAUCGAUACCUUGGUUGAUCUGAAGAAACACCCGGAGAAACUUGGACUUAAAGAAGUGGACGACGUGUACUUAACAGCACAGGCAUUCGUUUUCUUCGCUGCUGGCUUCGAAACGUCUUCAAUAACGAUCACCAAUACUUUGUACGAGCUCGCGUUAAAUCAAUCAAUUCAGGACAAAGUUCGAGCCGAAAUUAAGGACGUUCUUGAAGAGACUGAUGGAAAGAUCACGUACGACUGCAUAAGGAAAAUGAAGUAUUUGGACGCUUGUUUCCAAGAAACUUUGAGGAAAUACCCAGUGGUAUUAUGGCUGGCCAGGAAAUCAACGGCAAGUUAUACGUUUUCCGGGACGAAAGUUAGCAUUCCAAAGGGGCAACAGGUCUUUCUACCUGUUUAUACAAUUCAAAACGAUCCGGACAUUUUCCCAAACCCGACAGUUUACGAUCCUGAGAGGUUCAACGAGGAAAAUAUCAAAACCAGACAUCCGAUGUACUUUUUACCAUUUGGAGAUGGUCCAAGAAAUUGCAUUGGUGCGAGAUUCGCUAAGAACCAAUCGAAGGUGGCACUAAUUAAGAUUUUAUCGAAAUUUAAGGUCGAAGAGUGCGAGAAAACUUGCAAAAAAUACGAAAUAAACCACAAGACGCUGUUCAUUCUACAGCCAACACAUGGUAUAUAUGUGAAAAUGACAAAAUUAGAGGAGUAA